This is a messenger RNA of Melanotaenia boesemani (Boeseman's rainbowfish), 1995 nucleotides long. It is a transcript of the gene ccnb3, whose product is annotated as cyclin B3. Gene Ontology annotation, molecular function: cyclin-dependent protein serine/threonine kinase regulator activity. Gene Ontology annotation, cellular component: nucleus; cytoplasm; cyclin-dependent protein kinase holoenzyme complex. The record is from RefSeq and is a predicted model, not a curated record. Gene Ontology annotation, biological process: mitotic cell cycle phase transition; regulation of cyclin-dependent protein serine/threonine kinase activity. Bases 178 to 1467 code for a protein of 429 amino acids. NCBI's taxonomy places the organism in Eukaryota, Metazoa, Chordata, Actinopteri, Atheriniformes, Melanotaeniidae. The transcript has 12 exons.
CUGAAACACUUUUGUUUGCCCUCUGUUGUACAAAGCAGACUCCUCCGAACUGGACUGUUUACUUCAAAUACAAUCACCUUUUCUUUCUCUAAAUCAAAACCCGGAAUAUACAAGAAGCACGCAUACGAAAAGGUCACCUUGCAGCGGCUUGAGUUGUUUUUUCUGAAUUAGCCAGCAAUGCCUUUUACGAGGGGAAAGAAAGCAACAGCCUCCACUGGCAGCAAAAUACCCAAACUGAAUGCAGCGUCGACUGAAAACCAGGACGAAGGCCUGCAGGUGAAGAGGUCCUCUUCUCCUCCUCAUGGAGCUCCAAAGAAGAGGACCGCUUUUAUUGACAUCACCAAUGCUCAUAAGGUCCAGCUCAGCCUUCCAGGGAGGAAGAAAGAAUCGGGAAAGAAGACGCUGAAGAAAACUUCCUCCACCUCGGUGCCAGCAAAGAAUAUAGCCAACCUAAAAAAGUCUUCGUCUGUAGGCUCCGAGGGGACGACGAGUGAGAAGGAAAAGAGUGAUGCAGAGGAGGUGAAGGAAGGAGGACCUCAGGGGGAUGUUGCAGCUCCAGUGGAGAAGCUGGAGGAUGCUUCGCCCCCUGCUGGACGGGAACUGCCUGCACAUCUUCGGAGGCAACCAAUCCCAAAGGAGUUUGACGUUGACUCUGACAACUCUGAGGACCUUUACAUGUGUCCAGAGUAUGCAAAGGAGAUCUUUGACUACCUUAAACAGAGAGAGGAAAAGUUUGUCCUCUCUGACUACAUGCCCCAGCAGCCAAGCCUAAACCCAGAGAUGAGGGCGAUCCUGGUCGACUGGCUGGUUGAAGUGCAGGAGAACUUUGAGCUGUACCACGAGACCCUCUACCUGGCUGUGAAGAUGACGGAUCACUACCUGUCGAAAGCCCCCAUCCACAAGGAGAUGCUGCAGCUUGUCGGCUCCACCACCAUGCUCAUAGCCUCCAAAUUUGAGGAGCGCAGACCACCAUGUGUCGAUGAUUUUCUUUAUAUUUGCGAUGACGCUUACAAGCGGGAGGAGCUCAUCUCCAUGGAGGCCAGCGUCCUGCAGACGCUGUCUUUUGACAUCAACAUCCCCAUCCCAUAUCGGUUUCUCAGACGCUAUGCCAAGUGUGUGAGUGCCAGCAUGGACACGCUGACUCUGGCUCGUUACUACUGCGAGCUGAGUCUCAUGGAGAUGGACCUGAUGCCGGUGAGAGGCUCACUGCUGGCCUCCGCCUGUCUGCUACUGGCUCUGGUUACCAAAGAUCUGGGAGGAUGGUCUCCCAUCCUGCAAUUCCACACCGGCUAUCAGACGUCAGACCUGGCGCCCGUCGUCAGGCGGCUUUAUCAGAUGCUUCUAGCUUCCGUCGAUGAUAAACUGACAGCUGUCAGGAACAAAUACUCUCAUAGGGUGUUUUUUGAAGUGACGUCUCUGCCGUUGGUUGACGUGGACAUUUUGGAGAAAGCUUUAUCCUGUCAGUGAAGACGUCGGGUCCUCCUUCAAACAAAGUCUGUACAUACUUUGUUUGUAAAUAUGUUUAAUAUUUAUGUGUAGUUUAGUUUUUUCUUCCAAGAAAUAUGGAAAAAAGUACAUAAUUCAUGUUCUUUAUGUGGGCAUUUAAUCUUUUUUAGUGCUAGAUUUAUCUAUUCUUUUGUUGGCCUUUGUAUUUUUAUAUAUUUUAUUUUUAUAUAAUUUUAUAAGAAGUGAAAAAUCUUCAUUAGUAUGUUGUAAGCCCCAUCCCUGUUUAGGGCAGAAAUGAAAAUGUUUUAAAGACAUGUUGGUAAAUGCUUAAUUUUACUGAUAAUUACUGACCCAGCCCACAAGUUUUCUGUGUUUUUAUACAUCAUUAAAGUUAACAGCUAUGCAUGUGCCUAUUACCACAAGUUGUACAGUGUUUAUCAUGUUAAUAUCACCAAGUAAUUAUUUGUAUAAAAGAUAACGUUACAAUGCUGCGCUGUUUUUUUGUUUUUUUUUAUGGCUGUCAUGUGUGCUCUUAAAAUAAUAAAAUUG